AUCGUGAAUUCCGAAUAGCGGAAUGCUAUUUUAUCCUCUAACCUCUGACCGAUCUGUGCCCCGGAAGAGCCAACUACCUGCGUGCACAGAGGCCCCAUAUCUUAAGUCAUGGUCGUCACGUCUUCUGCUGCCGCCGUCUCGCGAAUCGCUUACUUGGCAUCCGAUGUCCUCGUUGACUCGCGACCUCCAUUGCCUGCUGCUUCAAAGUUUUUGGACGUCUUGAACACCCUCUCGGAGCAGCGAGGGGCAAAACCGGUUUACAGCCUUCCCUCUGGUGCCGACCCGAGCGGCACUCUGCUGCGAAACAGCUCAACCAGCCUAGUCGCGUAUACCGCUUCUUCCAAGCCCGAGCUGCUCCAUCACCUCCUCGUGCAUCUUUCCGAGCUCAGCACGGCACCAGUCGUCUUUCAUAUUGCCAUAGAGGAUGACCUCUCAGACGUUCUCAUCCUCCGCUCCAGCGUUCCUUUCUUCCUCUUCUCACGGACAGCCCAGCAAGCUCACGAUAAUGCCCUUCUCGGCUCUCGGCUGGCUCGGCUGGAGAGAAAGCCCGUCCUGCAUGUCUUCGCGGACGUAGAAGGAUUCGUAGAGGAGAUUGAGAGCGACUGGAUCCCGCCUUUCCUAUCGGAGGAUAGCGCAGCCGUCGUUAAUGGUCACGUCCUUCCUUCUGACGAGUACGUCCCCGCGCUUUACCAGUCGUAUCUUAGCGCAGCGACUACCACUUCCACACGACUCAGGCGGUCUGUCCGUGCCUUCUCUGAGCACGGCUCUGGAAGGCCCCAUACAGUCAUCUUCACGUUUGGCCGACCCUUGUUCAGGUUCGAUCUAGACGACAUCCUCUUCGUCGAUAUCUCUCUUGUGAACCCCCUCCCAGCCUCCCAGAUUAACAGUCGCAUCCCUCCAGGUGUUUCCCGCGUCCUGGUUGUCGAACAAGUUCGCCGCUGGUCGACCAAAUGGACACCUCUGUACCUUGAAGUCGUCAAUGCCAUUCAGCAAGACGAACGCGACGAGUACCCAACCGUACACAGCGUCUCCUUAGAGGGUGAUGUGCAUGCUGCGGACAUCCUUAAGCUGGUCCGACAUGCUUCAGAGGAGUCGCCCAGCAAGCGCUUGCAACUUGGUUACCCCUCGAGCCCAAUGAAGACCGUACCUCUCAUUACUCCCCACGUCCCCAAGCACGAGUCGUCAUACGUCAAGAUUCUGAACCAGCUCUUUGGCGAGCGGUUGCAGAUCGCCAACUCCCCUGGCCUCGUUGCUUCUCAGGGCCAGGUGGCCACUACUCCGGAGUUUGCGCUUGGUCGUGUACGCGGAGAGAUCGAGCUCCGCAACGAGCUCGUAGAGGCCAUCAAGGAGCUUCUGCAAGAUUCUGCGGUCACCCCUGAGCUACACAGCCUUCUGAGCAAAUGGCUACUCAACAAGGAUGAUCCUAGCAUGGCCAGUCAGCUCGGCCAGGAAACUGUCGAGGCUCUUGAAGCCGGCACCACCACCAGCUCCGCGGCGAACCGCGUGUUGUCGCUCAAGGCGCACUUUCCCGUUCUCUCGCGCUGGAUUGUUGGUUCCGACGCCUGGUCCUACGACGUCGGCGCAUCUGGCCUGCACCAUGCCAUCGCCUCGAAGCUCAACCUCAACAUCCUUCUGUUGGACACUGUACCGUACUCUUCGCGUAAUGUCACAGACCCCAACCGCCGCAAGCACGAUGUCGGUCUCUACGCUAUGAACCACGGAGACGUGUAUGUUGCUAGUGUCGCUGUCUAUUCGUCUUACGCACAAGUCUUGCAUGCCUUGGUUGAGGCCGAUCGCUACGAAGGCCCUAGUGUCGUCCUCGCAUAUUUGCCUUACAAGACCGAGGAGGACCCCGCCCUUUCGCUGCUCAAGGAGACCAAGCUUGCUGUUGAUGCUGGCUACUGGCCUCUCUACCGUUGGAACCCGAGUAAGGAGGCGCAAGGCAAGGAACCAUUCACUCUCGACUCUGACGCCGUCAAGAACGAUUUGCAGCAGUUUUUGGACCGCCAGAACCAUCUCUCGCAGCUGGUACGCUCUAAGCCGCAGCUCGCGGCGGAGAUCGUUAGUAGCUUGGGCGAGAACGUCAAGGAAGCCCGCAGGAAGCGUGCGCAGCAGUCCUACGCAGAACUUCUGACCGCGAUUGAUGCCCCGCCUCUGCUCGUUCUCUAUGCCUCCGACGGUGGCAAGACCGAGAAGGUCGCUCGCCGUCUCGCUACUCGCGGAAAAAUGCGCGGUCUCUCUACGACGGUGCAGACCAUGGAUUCAAUUACCGUCGAAGAUCUCGCCAAAGAGGAGUACGUUGCCUUCCUCACUUCUGUCGCCGGACAGGGCGAGUUCCCGCAGAACGGCCGCACCUUAUUCAAAGCCUUGAACGCGCUUGCUUCUCGUGGCGAGAAGCCGCUCACAAACCUCAAGUUCACAGUCUUCGGUAUGGGUGACAGCCACUACUGGCCGCGCCUCGAGGACGCACACUAUUAUAACAAGGCCGGCAAGGACCUCGAUAGGCGUCUUGAGCAGCUCGGCGGUCAGCGCGUCGCCGAGUUCGGCUUUGGUGACGACCAGGACGCGGACGGUCCUGAGACUGGCUACAAGCUCUGGGAGCCGCUCGUCUGGAAAACUCUCGGUGUCGAUGCGAUCGAGGUGCGCGAAGCGGAGCCCGAGCCGAUCACAAAUGAGCACAUCAAGGUCGCGUCACAGUACCUUCGUGGCACGAUUGUGGAAGGCCUCCAGGACAACAGCACCGGUGCUCUCGCACCUAGCGACACGCAGUUGACGAAGUUCCAUGGUAUCUAUCAGCAAGACGAUCGCGAUAUCCGCGACGAGCGCCAGGCGCAGGGGGUGGAGCCCGCAUACGCAUUCAUGAUUCGUGUGCGUAUGCCCGGCGGCGUGUGCACGCCAGAGCAGUGGCUUGCUAUGGACCAGAUUGCGGACGAGCACGGAACCGGCUCGCUCAAGAUCACCACUCGCCAGACUUUCCAGUUCCACGGUGUUAUCAAGCGCCACCUCAAGAUGGCGAUCCAGGAUAUCAACCGCGUCUUGCUGGAUACCCUUGCUGCUUGCGGUGACGUUAACCGUAACGUCAUUUGCUCUUCCAUACCGUCGAUCUCGACAAUCCACAAACAGACUUACGAAUUCGCAAAGCGCGUUAGCAGCCACCUCGUUCCUCGCACAACCGCAUACCACGAGAUUUGGUUGGACAAGAAGCUGGUUGCAGGCGAUGCCCUGAAGGACGUCGAGCCGUUAUAUGGCGAGUUUUAUCUGCCCAGGAAGUUCAAGAUUGCUGUUGCAGUGCCUCCUCAAAACGAUGUCGACGUCUUUGCCAAUGACGUCGGAUUCAUUGCUAUCGUCGACGAGAAGGGUGAGCUGUCCGGCUUCAACGUCACUGCAGGCGGUGGUAUGGGCGUUACCCACGGUAACAAGAAGACGUACCCCCGCACCGGUUCGUUGCUCGGCUUUUGCACCGUUGAACAGGGACACGAUGUUGCCGAGAAGAUCAUGCUGGUGCAGCGUGACAACGGUAAUCGAGCAGACCGUAAGAAUGCACGCCUGAAAUACACCAUCGAUCGCAUGGGUUUGGAAACCUUUAAGGCCGAGGUAGAGAAGCGUCUCGGCUACAAACUGCAGCCUGUGCGCCACUUCUCGUUCGACCGCAACAUUGACGACUUCGGUUGGAUUCGCGGCGAUGACGGCAAGCACCACUUCUCGUGUUUCAUCGAGAACGGCCGUGUGCAGGACGAGCCCGAGCGCGACUUUAAGACGGCCCUGCGCGAGAUUGCCAAAGUGCACCGAGGCACGUUCCGGCUGACGACGAACCAACACCUGGUGAUCAGCGACAUUGCGGACGAAGACGUACCGCAGAUCAAAGAGCUCCUCGCAAAGUAUAAUCUCGACUACCUGAACUUCAGCGGCCUGCGGCUGUCGUCGUCGGCAUGUGUCGCGUUCCCGACGUGCGGCCUCGCGAUGGCUGAGUCCGAGCGGUACCUACCUAUCCUUAUCGACAAGGUCGAGAAGAUUUGCGAGGAGAACGGCCUGCGUAACGACUCAAUCGUCAUGCGCAUGACUGGGUGCCCGAAUGGGUGCGCGCGGCCGUACCUCGCGGAGGUUGCCUUCGUUGGUAAGGCACCAGGCUCGUAUAUGAUGUUACUCGGCGGCGGCUACUACGGCCAGCGCAUGAACAAGAUUUACAGAGACGCUGUGACAGAGUCAGAGAUCCUGGCGAUCCUCAAGCCGAUGAUCAAGCAAUACGCUUUGGAACGCCUCGAAGGCGAGCACUUUGGUGACUUUGUAAUCCGUGUGGGCUACAUUGCGCCGACGGAGUCCGGCAUGACAUGGUGGGACGGUGCUGGUGGCGAGGGUGUGCACCGGGAGGCGGUUGUAUGACUUACUGGUGACUGAUAGAACAAAAGCUUUGAGCAAUGUGCAAUGUUACAUGUACAGUAAGGAUCUUCUUUCUGCCGUCGUGCACCGCGCCAUGCAACUAAACAUGCGGAGUCAUCCCCAUAUUAAAAUGAUCGACUAAAUUCCCCAAUAGGCAUUGUGUACAGAUUGUGGUAGAGUGCGAAGGAAAAUGAUACAGCUAGAGAUACAAUACGGAAUCCGUUUGGGAACCAAUAAUGCGGCAAAGUUUGUACAGGUAAACCGUCAAGUUCCGGGCGGCCCUCCGACGAGUGUGUCGAUACGUAAGGUGCGCCGAUGCGGAAGGCCUUCUCCGUCUUCGCUCAGAGCUUCGCCGCGACGGCAAUAGAGCGGGAACCACCGAGCGGAGCAGGCGGGCCCCGCCAUGCGGGAAGCUUGUGAUUUUCGACUUUGGCGUACGCAACUUGCUUGCUCGCCUUGGCCUCGGUCAGAGUCUCCUUGAGGGCUGCAAUGACCUUGUCUAGGUCUCCACGCUCAGGGUGCACGGCGGUAAUACCCAUGUGACCAAUGCGGAAGUACUUGUCUUUGUUUUCCUUGUGGAUACCGCCGGUAACAACGAUACCCUUCUGUGCCAUCCGCGGGACGAUGUCUGAAGGGGCUAGUCCCUCAGGCAAGUAGAUUGCUGUCAUGCCAUUCGCAGCGUUGUGGGGAUCGGCAGGGACCAACGUCAGGCCAAGCUCCUUAGCGGUGUUCCUGAUGCGGUCAGCGGCGUGAAUGUGAGCUCUGAAGCGCUCUUCAAGAGUGAGCUUCGGGUCUCUUAGAAUCUCGAUCAGCGACUGCCGGUACGAGCAGAUCAGAUUGACCGGAGGCGUCGCAAAGUAGGAAGGUUUGCCAGCUUCAUACGCCUGCAUGAUGGGAAGCCAUCGCUUCCAGCUCGAGUAGUAGCCAGCGAUCAGCGCCUUGCGCUCGUUGCAGACCUUCAAAGCUUUUUGGCUGGCGACGACAACGCUGAUACCCGGGGGAGCACCAAGACCCUUUUGACUCGCAGACACGACAACAUCGAUGUUCCAAGCAUCCAUGCGGAUCUCCUCGCUGGCCACGGAGCAAACACCAUCCAAGAUGACAAGAGACUCGGGAGCCAGCCGCUGGCAGACCUCGCCGAUCAUCUUCGCGUCGGACAGAACAGCUGUAGAGGUGUCGACAUGGCUGAAGCAAACAAGCUUGUACUUUUUGACUCUCAAAGCCGACUCGAGUUCAUGCUGCGAGACCGCCUUGCCAAAGUCCGCACGGAUCUCAUCGACGUUCGCGCCGUAUGAGCGCAGACAAUCCGCAAAGCUGUCUCCGAAAUAGCCGCAGUUGAGUAGGAGCGCAUCUUCACCGGGCUCGAUCAAGUUCGCGGCAACCUGAUCCCAGCCGAGAGUACCAGAUCCAGCGAUUAGGAACGGCUGGCCAGCUUCGGUAAAUACCACCUCUCUCGUCAUGCGGAUGGCAUCGCCAAAGAUGGGGAUGAAGUCUGCGCCGGCGUGGGCAAGAGGGGGGAGUGCAUUGGCGUAGAGAACCUCAUCAGAGACUUCUAUGGGGCCGGGGAUAACCAGCAACUUGUGAGGAGCCUGCUUGAACGUCGACAUAGUGCGUGCAACGAGCGAAGAUUGAAAAGUGCUGAUUUGAGCAAGCGCAGAUGAGCUGAAGGCUGUCUGUUUCGUUCGGUGUUCCGUGUCACCUCAAAAC
Messenger RNA from Phanerochaete carnosa HHB-10118-sp, 6084 nucleotides. RefSeq lists its product as uncharacterized. The coding region runs from base 109 to 4380 and encodes 1423 amino acids. Lineage: Eukaryota; Fungi; Basidiomycota; Agaricomycetes; Polyporales; Phanerochaetaceae. Gene Ontology annotation, molecular function: sulfite reductase (ferredoxin) activity; heme binding; 4 iron, 4 sulfur cluster binding. Gene Ontology annotation, cellular component: sulfite reductase complex (NADPH). Gene Ontology annotation, biological process: amino acid biosynthetic process; sulfate assimilation. The transcript has 21 exons. The record is from RefSeq and is a predicted model, not a curated record.